UCUUCAUCACCAAACUUGGAUAGAAAAACCGUUGGGAGGGAAAAUGCCCGCUUAAAUCACCGACAAGUUACGUAAUCGGGAGCCCUCCAAUACAUCCUUACGAAGUACCCUCCACAUAAACUUGUUAGACGUUUAACGCCGAGGCAACUGUAUAAAAAUUGGCGUGGAGUGCAGUAUUUCCAAUUUUGAUCCUCGAUUUUUCCACUUGGUGCUACGUCCUCAUAAAGUGCAUUCACACCUUUCCAUACAUGGAGCAGUGCCAUUUGGAAUCCUUACGUUGAACCCAUUUCCUGACCAAAGCUUAGGUUUCUGUCGAUUGUAUUUGUGCCCGAACCGAAGUUGACUGAUUCGAUGAUCCCGAAAGCAGUUUCUUUCGGGAAUCAUAGAUGAUUAUACAUGAACAUUCGGAUGCCAUUCAGUGGGGUCUUCAGCUUUUCGAUGUUGAUCCCAUCGGAUCUGGAUAUUAUGGUGAUAUGAUACAUCAUGGUGCUGAUGAUGUUUAUAAUGGAAUCGAUCAAGAGCAUUAUGGUACUGAUUGUAGUCGUUUGGAGAAUGAUGAGGUUAUUGCGCGUACACUUCAAGAAGAGUUUUUGCAGCUUGCAGUUUCAGAAGCAUCUGGAUACUCACAUGCAGGAGAAGAGCACUAUCAAGCAUCAAAUCUUGGACAUGAUUGGCACAGUCCAUCAAUGAACUUCUACUGUUCAGACCAUAAUUACGGCCAGGAAGAAGCUGAUGAUACAGAGCCUUCAACUUCUCAUCCUAGCCAGAGUGAUACAAAAGGGUAUUCUUAUUCUCCGGAUCUAACUAAUGAAUUUGCACUUGACAGUGAAGUAGGCAGGAGACUGGAUCAAAUGAUCCCCAUCCCUCAUGUUCCUAGAAUUAAUGGAGAAAUUCCUUCAAUUGAUGAAGUAACUUCAGAUCAUCAGAGGCUUCUGGACAGAUUGCAGAUGUAUGACUUUGUAGAGCACAAGGUUCAAGGAGAUGGUAAUUGUCAGUUUCGUGCUUUAUCAGAUCAAUUAUAUAGCACACCUGACAACCACCAAUUUGUUAGGCAACAAGUUGUGAAUCAGCUUAGGUCUCAUCCAGAGAUAUAUGGGGGAUAUGUUCCCAUGGAAUAUGGUGAUUAUUCAGAGAAGAUGUCCGAGAGCGGUGAGUGGGGUGAUCAUGUCACAUUGCAAGCAGCUGCUGAUUUGUAUGGUGUGAACAUUUUUCUUAUUACAUCGUUUAAGGAUACUUGUUGCAUAGAAAUUCUUUCAAAUAUACAGAAGCCAAAUCGAGUGAUUUUCUUGAGUUUUUGGGCUGAGGUGCAUUACAACUCGAUCUAUCCUCAAGAAGAUGCGUCCUCGAAUGAGUUCAGAAAGAAGAGAAGGUGGUGGACGUUUGGCAAUAGGAAUUAGGGGCUUUCUGGCAGGCAGAGGCUGGAAUAAGCCAUAUAUGGAACCUUCUUUUUAGUUGUCCUUAAACAGGUGCUACUUGAAGAGUACUCAUAUUCCUUGGUUCAAAGACAUUCUCCAAAUUCUCGCACUCAAUAAGUUAAUAAUCUUUUUCUUGGUCAUUUCAUAUGAAGAACAAAUCAUAUUUUAUUCCUUUUCUGAAUAUGUAAUUAUUAUCUGUGAAUUUGUACCGUUUAAAAAUAAAGCCAGUGCUCAGUCGAGAACAUGACAUGAAGCUCAAUAUAGAGUGAAGAAGGAGACUAAUCAAAAUGAAAGAUUCAUAGAUCCACAUAUAUGGCUC
Juglans microcarpa x Juglans regia is the source of this 1734-nucleotide messenger RNA. Its product is annotated as OVARIAN TUMOR DOMAIN-containing deubiquitinating enzyme 12-like. Gene Ontology annotation, biological process: protein deubiquitination. The record is from RefSeq and is a predicted model, not a curated record. The transcript is spliced from 11 exons. Bases 387 to 1397 code for a protein of 336 amino acids. Lineage: Eukaryota; Viridiplantae; Streptophyta; Magnoliopsida; Fagales; Juglandaceae. Gene Ontology annotation, molecular function: cysteine-type deubiquitinase activity.